Exophiala bonariae is the source of this 1293-nucleotide messenger RNA. RefSeq lists its product as uncharacterized. NCBI's taxonomy places the organism in Eukaryota, Fungi, Ascomycota, Eurotiomycetes, Chaetothyriales, Herpotrichiellaceae. The transcript has a single exon. Gene Ontology annotation, molecular function: RNA polymerase II cis-regulatory region sequence-specific DNA binding. The record is from RefSeq and is a predicted model, not a curated record. Bases 1 to 1293 code for a protein of 430 amino acids. Gene Ontology annotation, cellular component: nucleus; cytoplasm.
AUGCAACGCUCUUCGUCUGCAGUAGACUUUACUGCUCUUCUCAACCCUUCUCCUCCACCUUCUUCCAUUCCUGCUCCCAUCUCUCCCCCUUCAGCAGACUUCGCCGCAGCCUCCUUGGACAACAACGCCUCCACCUCGACCCAGACAGACGUCGACAUGGCUACCGCCGUCAGCCUGAUGCCUACUGCUUUGGCCAACCCGAACAACGGCGAAGAGAGGCAGGACCUUCCUCGACCCUACAAAUGCCCCUUGUGCGACAGAGCCUUUCAUCGACUUGAACAUCAGACGAGACACAUUCGUACCCACACAGGAGAGAAGCCUCACGCUUGUCAAUUCCCAGGAUGCAGCAAGAGAUUUAGCCGCUCCGACGAGUUGACUCGACACUCGCGCAUUCACAACAAUCCCAAUUCCCGCAGGAAUCAGAAAACUCACCAGGUUGCCGCCGCUGCCGCCCUGGCCGGCCUUCAGGACGGUUCCAACCCCAACUUUGCAGCCCAAGCACAAAUGUUGCCCCCUCCCAACAAGGCCAACAUGCCACGGUCGGCACCCACCUCAGUCGCUGGUUCUCCCAAUGUUUCACCGCCUCAUACUUUCGCCAUGCAUACUGGCCAUAGCUCUCAUCUUCCAUCUCAUCUGACUCCCUUUGGCCGAAUCGACGACAGAGGAAAUUCGAUGGAUAUCAACCUUCUGGCCACUGCUGCUUCUCAAGUGGAGCGAGAUGAGCAUGUCACCAGAGUGCCCUAUCAGCAUCAGCACCAUCUAUUCAGUCACCGAAACUACAACAGCAAUGGGCGUUUACCGUCUCUGUCGGCCUACGCUAUCUCUCACUCCAUGUCAAGAUCCCACUCUCAAGAGAACCAUGACGAGGAUCAUCGAACGAAGAGAUCCAGACCCAACUCGCCUCAUUCUACGGCUCCAUCGUCUCCAACAUUCUCACACGAGUCAAUAUCGCCAACGCCAGAUCAUACGCCACUUGCCACUCCAGGUCACUCUCCGCGUCUUCGCCCACAUGGUAGCGAUCUCCAGCUCCCUGGGCUUCGACACUUGUCUUUGGGCCACACUCCAUUGUUGGCCCCAAUGGAACCUCAAGCAGAUGGGUCUUAUGCUCACAUCCCCCCUCCUCAGCAUAGCGGCCCUUCCAUCGCCGACAUCGUUACUGGCACUCAGCGAAAACUCCCGGUGCCGCAACUUCCCAAAAUCGGCCUCUCAGAUAUGUUGAACCCGCCAAGCGGUCUGAGUUCAGGCGAAUCCAGCAAAGCGCCAUCCGUUAACGGAGACAUUAUGACAAGAUGA